CUUUUUUUCCUAUAAUUUGUUGAAGGAUUAGUUUUAGGGAUGCGGAUGGGAUGCUAUAGAGAAGACGUGACCUCCUCGUCACUCAUUCAACAGUACCAGCAUUUGUUUCUCCCUCCUCUCGCCUCUUGAAAUUUCUUCUAGCAACACCUUUCUCCCUGCCCUCCAUUUUUGUCUCUGAUCCAUUCUAAGACCCAUUACCUGGUUUCCACCAAACUAUGGAUCUAGCCCCAGAAGAGCUCCAAUUCCUAAAACUCCCAGAUAUCCUCAGAGAAGCAGUCGCCAUCCCCAAACAUUGCCCAAAUACCUUCUACCUCAUCACCCUGACCGUUAUCUUCCCUCUCUCAUUUGCCAGCCUAGCUCAGCCUCUCUUCGCCGACUCACUCUUAGCUCACCUCCAGACUUACCCAAAAGCCGACCCGUCCCAGACCAGCCAUGAAACGAUCCUCCUCCUUCUCUUCCAGUUCUUCUACCUCAGCUUCCUUUCUGCCUUCUCCCUUGUCUCCACCGCCGCCGUUGUCUACACUGUCGCCACCCUCUAUUCCUCGAAGCCCGUCUCCUUCUCCUCCACAAUGUCUGCCAUUCCCAAGGUCUUCAAGCGCUUAUUCGUAACAUUUUUCUGUGUUUCUCUUUUGUUGCUGGCCUACAAUUUUGUGCUCUUUACUUUCUUGGUGAUAAUAGCCACUGCUACCAGUGGCAACCUUUUGCUUUUUCUUUCUGCGGUGGCCGUCCUCUUGCUCUUUCUUGUUGUUGAUGUCUAUAUCAGCGCCUUGUGGCAACUGGCCAGCGUGGUGUCGGUGCUGGAACCGGUACACGGUUUCGCCGCAGUGAAGAAGAGCCGUGAAUUGCUGAAGGGGAAGACUCGUUACGCCUUUACGCUCGUUUUCCUAAUUUUGGCAACGUGCUUCGUUAUUGGGGUCGUGUUUGGCUUGGUGGUGGUGAACGGAGGGAAUAAUUAUGGGGUUUAUGUGAGGAUUGUGGUGGGUGGGUUCUUGGUGUGUGUUGUGGUGAUUGUGAAUUUGGUGGGGUUGUUGGUACAGAGCGUGUUUUACUAUGUUUGCAAGAGUUAUCAUCAUCAGGGGAUUGAUAAGAACGUUUUGCAUGAUCAUCUUGGGGAGUAUCUCUGAAGAGCAGCAUUCAAAUGGAGAAUUUGGAAAUCUGAGAUGGGGGCGAGCAACCUGAAAAAGAUGAAUUCGCGUGUGAGUUCAUGAGCACUAAAUUAUAUGUAACUUUAUAAAUUUUAUAUUUGCGGUUAUAG
Molecule: messenger RNA, 1255 nt
Organism: Juglans microcarpa x Juglans regia
Lineage: Eukaryota; Viridiplantae; Streptophyta; Magnoliopsida; Fagales; Juglandaceae
Exons: 1
Coding region: 216-1124 (302 amino acids)
Source: RefSeq, a predicted model, not a curated record